AUGGUUGAGGACAAAAGUCGGGAAGCACCAGUUCCUGGGUUCUGUGGAAUACAGAAUUUGGACCACAUCUACGUCCGGGGUGACAAUGCUAUCCCCAAUGCUAUCAUACUCCUCUUGAAACCCAAUCCCAUCCUGCGGGUUCAAGGGGGAAGCAGGAGUGGAAAUAUCCCCAUCAGUGCCUGGGAGAACCAUUUGAGAAGGAACCGCUCGAUUGUGGUCGAUCUGUUUCACGGGCAGCUGAGGUCUCAGGUGAAAUGCAAGACCUGUGGGCACAUCAGUGUUCGUUUCGACCCUUUUAACUUCUUAUCGCUGCCUCUUCCGAUGGACAGUUACAUGCACAUAGAAAUAAUAGGUGACGAUGACAGCUUGGGAUAUCAGUACCCUUUCACCCUUCGGGUGGUUCAGAAAGAUGGCAACUCCUGUGCCUGGUGCCCCUGGUACAGGUUUUGCUACGGGUGUAAAAUCGAUUGCACAGAAGAAAGAGCUCUGAUGGGGAACGCAAACCUCGCUGUCGACUGGGAUCCCACCGCACUUCACCUCCGCUACCAGACCUCACAAGAACGGAUAGCAGAGGAGCACCGAAGCGUGGAGCUGAGCCAGCGCGCUCAGGCCGAGCCCAUCAACCUGGACAGCUGCUUGCGGGCCUUCACCAGCGAGGAGGAGCUGGGCGAAGAUGAAAUGUACUAUUGUUCCAAGUGCAGCACCCACUGCCUGGCCACCAAGAAGCUAGACCUGUGGAGGCUGCCCCCCAUCCUGAUCAUCCACUUGAAGCGCUUCCAGUUUGUCAACGGCCGCUGGAUAAAAUCCCAAAAAAUCGUCAAGUUUCCUCGGGAGAGCUUUGACCCAAGUGCCUUCCUCAUGCCGCGAGACCCGAGCUGCUGGCCGCCAAAGCUGCUGACGCCGCAGGCUGACGAUCCCGCGGAGCCCCUGAUUCUGCCGGAGGAGUGUCGGAGGACGGAGCAGCGGAGCGGCACCGUGGCGGGAGAAGGCGACGUCCUCACCCGGAGCCCUUCCUCUCUCAACGCUUCGGGCAUCUUAAAUAAUAUUAGAGCAUCGCCGUCCUCCGCGAGGAAGUGCCCGUCCAGCUCUUCGACCGGUAAAAACCUUAGCCCCACCAGUAGCCCCAGGACUAUGGGCAGAAGUAAGGGGCGCCUUCGCCUCCCCCAGCUCUGUAAAAACAAACUCUCGAGCAGCAAAGAGAACCUGGACACGAGUCGAGAGAACGGUACCCAGCCAGAUCCAAAGGCCGCAUUGGACUCCCCGGGCAGGGAGCCGCAGAAUUUGGGGGACGGUUCGGGAGAACCGGUGGCUGCUCAGGACAAUGAGGGGCAGCUAUCCAACGGAUACCUUUGCAAGCUGAGCUCCUCCAGCAACCACAGUCUCAACGGUCCCCUGGAAGUCCGCCGGGAAGAGGAACUGGCAGAUGACCAAAGAGGAGAAAUCUGUAUUAAUCCCAUUUAUAACUUAUAUGCAAUUUCGUGCCAUUCAGGAAUUAUGGGAGGAGGUCAUUAUGUCACCUAUGCCAAAAACCCAAAUGACAAAUGGUACUGUUACAACGACAGCAGCUGUAAG
Molecule: messenger RNA, 1572 nt
Organism: Thamnophis sirtalis
Lineage: Eukaryota; Metazoa; Chordata; Lepidosauria; Squamata; Natricidae
Source: RefSeq, a predicted model, not a curated record